This is a messenger RNA of Brassica oleracea var. oleracea, 2264 nucleotides long. RefSeq names its product coronatine-insensitive protein 1-like. The record is from RefSeq and is a predicted model, not a curated record. NCBI's taxonomy places the organism in Eukaryota, Viridiplantae, Streptophyta, Magnoliopsida, Brassicales, Brassicaceae. Gene Ontology annotation, cellular component: SCF ubiquitin ligase complex. Gene Ontology annotation, biological process: SCF-dependent proteasomal ubiquitin-dependent protein catabolic process. The transcript is spliced from 3 exons. Bases 241 to 2055 code for a protein of 604 amino acids.
CACACUGUAUAAUAUAAGGUCAAAAGUCAAAUAUUAUUCUGUGUGCCCACUUGAUCCCGAAAAAAAAAUAUUAUCAACAAACAACAGAGCAGAGAGAUUCUCUUAUAUUGAUUCCUCUCACACUCUCUUCUUCCUACACGUGUCCUUGCUUACUCGAAUCUCUGCCUUCUUCUUCUUCUUCCUCCUUUCACUGUUCUCGAUUUCAAUCCGUUGCUCGACGAAACGAAUCGAAUCUUGACGAUGGAGGAUCCCGAUAACAAGAAGCUCAGAUCAACCCCGCGGAACGCCGAUGACGUCAUCUCGCUAGUAAUGCCGUACGUAACCGACCCCAAAGACCGCGAAUCCGCCUCCCUCGUCAACCGAACGUGGCUCAGAGCGGACUCCGAGACGAGAUACCACGUCACCAUGGCCCUAUGCUACGCCUCCGCACCCGAUCGUCUCAGCGCGCGGUUCCCGAACCUGAGGUCGCUCAAGCUCAAAGGGAAGCCUCGCGCCGCGAUGUUCAACCUCAUCCCCGAUAAUUGGGGAGGGUUCGUUACCCCCUGGGUGAACGAGAUCGCCUUGUCGCUCCGGAGGAUCAGGUCGGUGCAUUUCAGGAGGAUGAUCGUGCGUGAUUUGGAUCUUGAUGUUUUGGCGAGAGCGAGGGGGGAUGAGCUCGAGGUUUUGAAGCUUGAUAAGUGCUUGGGGUUCUCUACCGAUGGGCUCUUGAGCGUCGUUAAACACUGCAGGAAAAUCAAAACGUUGUUGAUGGACGACAGUUCUUUCCUUGAAAAGGAUGGUAAAUGGCUACACGAGCUUGCCCUGCACAACACGUCUCUCGAGGUUUUAAACUUCUACAUGACUGAGUUUACAAAACUCAGCCCCAGAGACUUGGAAACCAUAGCUAGGAACUGCCACCGCUCUCUGGUCUCUGUCAAGGUCGGUGACGUUGAGGUGCUGGAGCUACUCGGGUUCUUUAAAGCUGCUGUUAACCUUGAGGAGUUUUGUGGUGGCGCCUUGGAUGAGGAUCCUGAAACGCCUGACAAGUACAUCAAACUCACUUUCCCUCCAAAGCUAAGUCGUCUGGGCCUCACUUACUUGGGAGCUAACGAAAUGCCGAUACUGUUUCCAUUCGCUGCUCAACUCCGGAAGCUGGAUCUGAUCUAUGCGUUUCUCGAAACUAAUGAUCAUUGUAAACUAAUCCAAAAGUGUCCUAAUCUGGAAGUUCUCGAGACGAGGAAUGUAAUAGGAGACAAGGGUCUAGAGGUUCUUGCAAAGUGCUGUAAGAAGUUGAAGCGGCUGAGGAUCGAACGGGGUGCAGAUGAAGAAGAGAUGGAUGACGAAAGACGAGGUGCAGAUGAAGAUGGGAAUGAGGACUUAGGAUAUUUAGUCACACAGAGAGGAUUAACGGCUUUGGCUCACGGCUGCAAGGAGCUAGAGUACAUGGCGGUGUACGUGACAGACAUAACCAACGAGUGUCUCCGAACCAUAGGCGCGUAUCUGAAAAACCUCCGCGACUUCCGCCUCGUCUUGCUCGACCAGGAAGAGAGAAUAGUAGCAGAUUUGCCGCUGGAUAAAGGAGUGAGAUCACUCUUGAUGGGAUGCGAGAAACUCAGACGGUUCGCGUUCUAUCUCAGGCCAGGCGGCUUGACGGACGUGGGGUUAGGCUACAUAGGACAGUACAGUCCAAACGUGAGAUGGAUGCUUCUCGGUUACGUUGGUGAGACAGACGAAGGACUGGUGGAGUUCUCGAGAGAAGGGUGUUGUCCGAAGCUGCAGAAGCUGGAGAUGAGAGGUUGUUGCUUCAGCGAGAGAGCGAUCGCUGCAGCGGUGAUGAAGCUGCCUUCGCUGAGAUACCUGUGGGUGCAAGGGUACAGAGCUUCAGAGACAGGGCAAGAUCUGAGGGUAAUGUCUAGACCGUACUGGAACAUAGAGCUGAUUCAAGCAAGAAGAGUCCCGGAAGCGGAUGAAAUGGGAGAGGUAAGUGAGGUGGAGCAUCCUGCUCAUAUACUAGCGUAUUACUCGCUGGCUGGUCAGAGAACAGAUUGUCCACCAACUGUUAGAGUCCUUGAUUGAGAUGAUACAAAGCAGGUUUGUACAUAAAAGAUUUGGUCAUAUCUGUAGUCUUCCAUGAACUGUGUAAUGGAUUCUUUUACUUCUUCUUACUGUUGUAUUGUCAGUGGUUUUGAGAGAUUACAUAGAUUCUUGUUUGUAAGGAGGGGCCUGGGCAUUACUUUUUUUUUCUACAUUGGACUACAGUGAAAUAUAAGUCAUGGUGUUUCUGA